Molecule: messenger RNA, 6831 nt
Organism: Toxorhynchites rutilus septentrionalis
Lineage: Eukaryota; Metazoa; Arthropoda; Insecta; Diptera; Culicidae
Product: potassium voltage-gated channel protein Shaw-like
Exons: 12
Coding region: 1674-3755 (693 amino acids)
Biological process (GO): potassium ion transmembrane transport; protein homooligomerization
Cellular component (GO): neuronal cell body membrane; dendrite membrane; axon
Molecular function (GO): delayed rectifier potassium channel activity; protein binding
Source: RefSeq, a predicted model, not a curated record
GGCGAUUCGGUCGGGUCGGGAAACGACUUGCUUUUUCUGAUCCAGAAGUGAUUUCUUCAGAUGAGUGGGGGAGAAGAAACUGAUUGGGCACUUAAGUACCCCAAGUGGUCAAUUAAUGAGUGUGGUUUAACACAAUUUGGUCACAAGAGCGUGUGUGAUUGAAGAGGAGGAGGAAUUGGUUGUUUUGUUGUCGUUCUCGUAAGUGGAUCUCAGAUCGGGAAAUUAUGGCGAAUUACAAUUAGUGCUGGUGAUAAGUGAUGUGUGGUGAGAUUAGUGUUGAUAAUUGGAUGAAAUAUCACUCAAGUGACGGCAUAAAUCGCAUUAAGUUGGGAAACGGAGGGAAGAGUUUGGGCGGAUCGCUUUGAAUGGAUUAUCGCUGUUGGAUGAUGAGAAGUGAUACGAUUAAGAUUCAUCAUUGGUUUCCACUGAGGAAAUACUAGUGCUUUAGGACAUAAUAAGUUCUGCCAUUCAGAUCUUCUCGUUGAAAUCUGAUAUCGAGACGAUGGAAUAACUCCAGCUGUGCAGCUCGUGUUUGCGUUUCAGAAUUGAAGCGUGUAGUUCUACAGCUUCAGGCUAUACCUGCUGCCUAGAUUUUUUUUCCUCGCAAGAAUCCAACCAAAACAGGCAAAUGGACCUCUGCGGGAAACUGGAUGCGAGGUCCCAUCGGUGGUGAAUCGGUGGAAGCUAGUCAUCGCAUCGACCGGGAAACGAUGAGAGAGAGUAUGAAAAAUGCACUCUACAAAAUGAAUGCAUACCUGAAUAAAACAUAAAUCAUAAACCCUGGUUGGAACGACGGUUUGUUGCGAGCUUCGAAGCCCGUGUAGUUAAAAAAAACCAAUUUUUUUUUCUCCGGAAUUAUUGUCAUCGUCGUCCCCAUCGCGGGAAGGAAUUACACUCCACGUUCCGUGCGGUGGUUUGUGUGUACUUGUAAAUGCUCUCUCUCUGUAUGUGCAGCCGUGUUGUGCCAGUUCGUUAGGUUGGAAAGUGUGCCUCGGAAAAUGAUGUAAAUUUGAUUGUGGAAAGUUUGAUGACGUUCGUCGGCGGAGGAAAUUAUGGGAUGGGAGGAAAAUGCGCUUUGAAAUCGUUGCGAUUCGUGGAAUAGUUACCUGUGUGUAGUGGCAUGCUAUAAAUAGCAGUCGGAUGCAGAAAAAAGGACUUUGCAAACGGAUCUACAUUUUUGAAAAAGCUAGCUGGAAAAAAAUCUAUAAAUAAUGCAAAUGAGAUAUAAUCCUAAACUUGAAGAGAAUUUGUGCAAUGUUUGAUUCAGUGUUCAGUUGUUAUUUAGUUAUAUAUAGACCGAAUUCAUUUCCCAAAAUCAUCAAUUUUCCAUACAAAUCCCAAUCAAGCUGAUUUUUCGGGCGAGAAAUCCGAAUCCAAAGGGCCUCGGGUUAAUCGUAAUGGAGUUUGUGUAACUUUUCCACAGUGGUCAUCAUCAGUGGAACAGCUGAACAGAGAGAAAAAAAACAAGAAAACAGUCCCGUUCAGUGACACAAAAACAACAGGACUGCAGCCAGCAGACAUCGAAAUGAGUUUGUGAACGAGUCAAGAGAAAAAAAGCGAAAGCGUGUGGAGCGUAUCAUCCUCCCACCGAACGCCGCCCCCAAAUGAACUGUCAUGAAUUAUGAAAAUGAUUUAACGCUGAAGCCAAGCAGGACAAGCAGCAGCAGCGCGCGAUGGAUGGAGAAAACCGCAUCAUUCUCAACGUGGGAGGCAUCAGAUAUGAAACGUACAAAGCGACGCUCAAGAAAAUCCCUGCAACCCGGCUGUCUCGACUGACCGAGGCACUGGCGAACUACGAUCCUGUACUGAACGAAUACUUUUUUGACAGACAUCCCGGAGUGUUUGCCCAAGUGCUCAACUAUUACCGCACCGGCAAGCUGCACUACCCGACGGACGUUUGUGGGCCACUGUUCGAGGAGGAGCUGGAGUUCUGGGGCCUCGACUCGAACCAGGUUGAACCGUGCUGCUGGUCAACGUACAGUGUGCAUCGUGACACCCAGAGCACUUUGGCGAUAUUGGACAAACUGGAGCUGGACGACGAGCAGCCGUCGGAGGAAGCGAUUGCGCGGCUCUUCGGUUUCGAGGAGGCGCUUCUCAACGGAGAGCUGACUUGCUGGCAGCGGACCAAGCCCAAGAUUUGGGCCCUUUUCGACGAACCGUCGAGUUCGACCGGCGCCAAGAUCGUCGCCGGAAUAUCGGUCUUCUUCAUCUGCAUUUCUGUGAUAUCGUUCUGUCUUAAGACACACCCGGGACUCCGCGUGGAAAUCCCGGCCAUCCUAAACAUCUCGACCAACGCUAGCGCAAUCCUAGCGAAUACCACAGGCAUCGGGGGCUUCCUGCCUGUUGGUCUGCUCGACAGUAGCAUCAGUUGUGGUGGUGGUGUUGGCGGUAUUGGCGGUGGUACUGGUGGUAGUGGAACGGACCCACCAACGGAGCGGAUACCACCGCUCGCGGUCACCCAAUCCGAGCCCAGCACCCGACCGGAUAGUCCGACCGGUUCCAGUGAUGACAGCAAUGGCGCCACCAGUGGUUUGUACCAGCGCCCGGGCCGUUUCAUAUCCUCCGCUUAUCGGAUGCAGUCCGGCAAGGGGGCAAACAUCGUCGAUAAUUGGCAGGAGACUUACGGUCAACCGCACGAAGCGUUUUUCUACGUGGAACUGGUCUGUAACGUUUGGUUCAUCAUCGAGCUGACGGUUAGGCUUGUGGUCACCCCAAAUAUAGUGGAGUUCAUCAAGUCACCAGUCAACAUCAUCGAUCUGGCGGCCACUCUCAGCUUCUACACCGAUGUUUGCCAACGGAUGGGCGAACAAACCGGUCUGCUGGAGGCAUUCUCCAUCGUGCGGAUACUGCGGCUGUUCAAGCUGACCAGACACUCCCCUGGGCUGCGAAUCCUAAUCCACACCUUCAAAGCGUCGGCCCGAGAGUUGACGCUGUUGGUGUUUUUUCUAGUGCUCGGGAUAGUGGUCUUCGCCAGUUUGGUUUAUUAUGCGGAAAAAUUGCAGGAUAAUCCGGACAAUCAGUUCAAGAGCAUACCUCUUGGGCUUUGGUGGGCGAUUGUCACUAUGACCACGGUGGGCUAUGGGGACAUGGCACCCAAGACGUACGUGGGAAUGUUCGUGGGCGCGUUGUGCGCGCUGGCUGGCGUGUUGACCAUCGCACUGCCCGUCCCCGUCAUCGUGAGCAACUUCUCGAUGUUCUACUCCCACACUCAGGCACGGUCCAAGCUGCCGAAGAAACGCCGACGGGUGCUACCUGUGGAGCAGCCCCGGAGGAAGCGCGACGUCGGCGUCGUCCAUCGCAGGAUGAACGCGAUGAAGCAUCAGCACACCCACCCCACCCAUCCUGCCAUCUUCAAGGACGCCUUCGGUGGGGCGAAAAUCGGCCACGUGAACGGUGUGAACGUGAUAGGCCUUAGUCUGCAAGGACCAUCGGUUCCGGGACUGGCUGUGCUAAAGCCACCCUCCAUCAUGCAGCAAGGUGACUUUAUUAAUGUCCCCCAGCUGAAUUCCCUCCAGCCCCGGCAACCUACAACCGGAAACGUGGAUUUAUUGCUUCCAUUACAGCCGAAACUGUUGGUUCCUUUGAUGGAACGACGAGACUCCAACCGAAUAUCCGCGAUGGGAAUGUCGCCGGCGGCGGCAAUGGCCGCUGCAUUUCAGGAGGAAAUCCCGCUGGAGCCGAAAGUUACCCUUCACAAGGAUUCACAUUCAUCGAACAACGAGCAGCCGGAGUCUCCCUCGGGGGAAGAGGUCUGAGCGCGAUUAGCAGAAAGGAGUCUAGGAGGAAUUAGGCACCCCAAGACGCGAAGGAAAAUAAAUCAGAGGCAUUAGCUGCCUCUAAUGUUGGGCCUGCAGCUACACUGCGAGGUACAUUGUGACGACGCUGGCUGGCUGGCCGCUAAUGGUGUUAGCUAUAGUUGGGUGUUAUCUCGCGCUCCGGGACCGAUGUGAUCGGACGAGGGUUCUUCGUGAUCUAAAACAUGUGACCUAUAUUUGAAAUUAUCUUCGCUUUGAAGACGAAAGAAAAACGGUUUCCUAUUAGACUUAUCAACGGUUUAUUAGACCUAUUAGACUUAUCAAAGACAUAUUGAAUAUUUAGUCUGUAGAAAAACCCGGCCGCACUGUCGAAUUCGAACAAGACGCUGUAACAUGUCCCUAGCAUAAAUGUAUCUGGUAUCCAUUUUUUUCGACGACUUUUUGUAUAGAAAAAUUCCACGCCGAAAUAGUGGGAAAAAAAUUAGUAAGAGCCGACUUUCUCAGACUUCCUAAGCUUCGUACGACACAACCAAUUGCUACUCCUAAAAUAUAAUUUUCAUGCUCAAUUCUCAUUACGAAUGAUUUCAAACACAUCUAGUUUGGCCUGUAAUUGUGGUUUUCGUAGUUUUUCAAGACACUUAAACAGAAUUGCAUUAAAGGUAGGAGAGAUAUCAGUUUGGCACCUAAAAACAAGUCGUAGAGAAGUUUGAAAGAAUUAAUUUGGUUGAUUAAAGAAACAAGGUCGUUAUGAGAUUUUGUAUGAUACAUUAAGAAAACUUCUUAAGACCAUUAACUUUAUUUUUUUAUUUGUAAAAGGUUAAAAAAAUUAACUAAACUUUAUUCUACUGAUAAAGAUAUCAGGGUACUGUUUAGCGUAAAAUUAUUCAGUUAUCGGAAGUGCAAUUUUUAAAUAUCUGAAUCGAGGCAAGACACCGAGGCGAGGCACCAAGUGUAUGUUUGAAUUCGAAUUUAAAGAGUUACAGGAAGGUAACUUUUUCAUAUGAUGUAUGAUUACGUCAGGCCAUUUGUCACAUAUUUAUUUGAAUGUUCCUGAAAAAUUCCAUUAUUAAACUCUUUGAUAAUAAUUUGACGGCCUUAAAAAAGGGCCGAUUCUUUCAAGUGAUACAAUUUUUGCAAUUGUGGAUGAGUGAAUUGGAUGGUGCAUCUUCUUAUCUAUAUAUGUAAGAUUAGAUUUUUGUCUAUCUGAUUUUUAUGUACUCGGAAACUGCUGAACCGAUCGACAUGAAAAUUGGUAUGUAGGGGUUUUUGGAGUCGGGGAAGGUUCUCAUGAUAGUUCGAGACCCCUCCUCCUCUCUAAGAGGGGUUUCCAUACAAAUGGAACACAGAUUUCUGCAUUAUUCGAGAAUUAAUCAAGCUAACAAAACCAAAUUUGGCAUGUGGAGGUUUUAGGGUGCAAUAAAUGUUUCUAUUGUGGUUAAAAAUUCCUCCCCCCUUUCUAAGGAGGACUGCCAUACAAAUGAAACACAAAUUUCUGCAUUACUCGAGAAUUAAUCAAGCAAACUGAACCAAAUUUGGCAUGUGGAGGUUUUAAGGGUGCACCCGUGGCCGAGUGGUUAGCGUCAUAACUAACAUGCUGGGUGUUCGGGUUCGAUUCCCGUUCUGGUCGGGGGAAUUUUUCGUCAAAGAAAUUUCCUCCGACUUGCACUGUGAUCACGCGUAUUCUAGAGCUUGCCACUCAGAAUGCAUUCAAGGCGUGUUAUUUGGCAUAGAAAUCUCAACUAAGUACUAAUAAAAAUGACGCAAGUAAUACUACGUUGAGACGACGAAGUUCCUCUAGGAACGUUAGUGCCAUUGAAGAAGAAGAAGAAGAAGGUUUUAAGGGACAUUUCUAAAGUAGUAGGGUUUGCUACCACACAAAUGAAACACAAAUUUCUGCAUAACUCGAAAACUAAUCAAGAAAAUGGAAUCAAACUUGGUAUAUAGAGGUUUUAAGGAUCGAUAAACGAUUCUAUGGUGCUUCGAUACUCCUCCCCCUCUCUAAGGGGAGGCUGCCACACGAAAGAAACAAAAACUUCUGCAUAAUUCGAGCAAAUGGAACCAAAUUUGGAAUGUGAGAGUUUUUGGGUACGAGAAAUGUUUCUAUGAUGGUAUGUCACCCAUACCUCCUCUGGAAGGAGUUGGCAGCACCAUCUCAGAUAGUAGUGAAACGUUGUAGGUGUUAAGACAUGGGUCAUUUGAGAAACUUUGCAUACUUGAAAUAUUCGAAAAAGAAUCAGACUACUUUUUGGAAAAAAACAAAAUUUUUGUCUUAAUUUUUUACAAAAAAUUAUAAUUUAAAAACUAUGAUUCCUACAAAAUUCUUGUCGAAAGACGAAAUGUAGAAUUUAAAUUUUCACAAAAUAAUACCAAAAUUUUUUUGGAAAAAAUUUCGCUGACAAAAAAGUUAUUUUAAAAAUUAAAAUUCAUUUUUCUCAAAAACGUAUUUUUUUAAAUUCCCAAAAAUACAAAUAUCUUACAUGGAAAAAGUUUUUCGAACAACAACUUUCUCUUUUUUUUUCAUGCUUAAUUCGUAACAUUUUUAUGUAUAAAUUAUCGCAAUUUACAUGCUUUGCUAAUUUUUCUCUAUUUAAAAACAUGUCAAACGUGAGAAUUUACACACAAAAAUGUUACGAGCAAAACAUUAUUUUUUUUAAGGAGUCUUCAUACAAAAAUGACUAAUAUUCCAAAAACUGCAAAAGAUACAAUGUUGAUGUCUUCGACAACAGUUUAUAAUUUAACAAGGUCCAAAACUUUGUCGAAUACACUAUAUCGCUAUCUUUGCUUUAAACAAAAUUAGGCUAAGUUGUUUUUUUUUUCAAAGAAUACAUGAAAAAGUUGUUGUUCGAAAAACUUUUUUCCCUGUUGUUUGUUUUUCCCUUUCCCUUUUUCCCAUCUUCCGAUGUAUGGACGACUUGUUGGAAAUUGUAGGGGCUUUUCAUACACAGGUCGGACUCGAUUGUAUACAGUCGACCAUUUUUUUUCAACAAUUAUUUUCAAAUCCAAGAAAACAAUUUUUUCAUUAAUGUAUGAAUGUCAAACCUUAAUAGAAAAAUAGCUUUUUUGUGAUUCGAUUAUG